AUGGAUUUCAAUAAAGAAUUUGAAGAAUAUAUCAAGUUUAACUAUGUAUCCAAACUAUAAAUUGGUGAAACAGUGAAUACCAUCACAAAAGUACAGAUCAUUACAUUGGAAGGGGAGGAGUUGGAUUUAGAGUGCGACAUUUAUAAAGGAAUAAAGGUUUUGAAAUACAAUGAAGUAUUUGAAAAUAUGGAAUAAUUAUUAAACAAACAUUCUUAGUUGUAUUCCAAAAAAUUUGAAUAAGAUUUAUCUUUUAAGUUGGGUUAAUUAGCACAGGAAGUUGAGGAUGAUGAUGAUGAGGAAGAUGAUGAAUUUGAUUGA
Paramecium tetraurelia is the source of this 318-nucleotide messenger RNA. RefSeq lists its product as uncharacterized. Lineage: Eukaryota; Ciliophora; Oligohymenophorea; Peniculida; Parameciidae. The transcript has a single exon. The record is from RefSeq and is a predicted model, not a curated record.